UAGUUUGACUUUGACAGCUAUACUUUAGCUUGUUUGCGGCGUCGGUGUGUAGGUGUUGGAGUUUUUUUCAAUUUGCUUUGCCUAUAUUACUGAUUUUUACUUAUUCGUAAUACUGCAGUAGAUUUGGAAUAACAUCUCAGUAUUCUCAGUCAUCUAAGUUAAAUUCUACAGGGAAUCUAUUUACCGCGUUCGCGUGUAAUAUUAUUAAGCGUCGUUGAAGCUACCUUCAAAUACUCCAAAAUGACGAUGGAUAUCAGACCCAACCACACAAUAUACAUCAACAAUCUCAAUGAAAAAAUAAAAAAGGAGGAGUUGAAAAAAUCUUUAUACGCCAUAUUCUCGCAGUUUGGUCAAAUAUUGGAUAUUGUGGCAUUAAAAACACUGAAGAUGAGAGGCCAAGCUUUCGUUAUUUUUAAGGAAAUAUCCAGUGCAACAGUCGCACUAAGAAGCAUGCAGGGAUUCCCAUUUUAUGACAAACCAAUGAGAAUCCAGUACUCAAAAACAGACAGUGAUGUCAUUGCAAAAGUUAAAGGCACCUUCCAAGAGAGACCAAAGAGACCGAAAAUGCCAAAGGGUCUUGAUGACAGCAGGAAGAAGAAGAACAAGGAUGCCAACCGCCCUGGCAUGCAUGUUGGUCCAGCUGGCAUGUUGAACAAUGUGAAUGCUGAGCAGCCACCCAACCAGAUCCUGUUCUUGACCAAUCUGCCGGAUGAAACUUCAGAGAUGAUGUUGUCCAUGUUGUUUAACCAGUUCCCUGGCUUCAAAGAGGUGCGUCUUGUACCCAACAGACAUGACAUUGCCUUUGUUGAGUUUGCAAAUGAAAUGCAAUCAGCAGCUGCAAAAGAAGCUCUGCAAGGAUUCAAGAUCACACCUACUCAUGCUAUGAAGAUAACUUUCGCCAAAAAAUAAUGUAAUUAGAAUAGUACUAAAAGUAUAAAUAAAUUUUAAGUAUUUUGAGACCUGUUUUGAGCAUUGCACUUAGCCUUAACAGCUCUCCUUGGCUGUGAUAUCGUUUAAGACUU
Trichoplusia ni (cabbage looper) is the source of this 1022-nucleotide messenger RNA. It is a transcript of the gene snf, whose product is annotated as U1 small nuclear ribonucleoprotein A. The record is from RefSeq and is a predicted model, not a curated record. The coding region runs from base 241 to 909 and encodes 222 amino acids. Gene Ontology annotation, biological process: mRNA splicing, via spliceosome. The transcript is spliced from 4 exons. Gene Ontology annotation, cellular component: U1 snRNP. Gene Ontology annotation, molecular function: U1 snRNA binding. NCBI's taxonomy places the organism in Eukaryota, Metazoa, Arthropoda, Insecta, Lepidoptera, Noctuidae.